This is a messenger RNA of Penicillium brevicompactum, 2100 nucleotides long. RefSeq names its product tRNA modification protein MTO1. Gene Ontology annotation, molecular function: flavin adenine dinucleotide binding. The coding region runs from base 1 to 2100 and encodes 699 amino acids. Gene Ontology annotation, biological process: tRNA wobble uridine modification; tRNA methylation. NCBI's taxonomy places the organism in Eukaryota, Fungi, Ascomycota, Eurotiomycetes, Eurotiales, Aspergillaceae. The transcript has 3 exons. Gene Ontology annotation, cellular component: cytosol. The record is from RefSeq and is a predicted model, not a curated record.
AUGGCGCAAGAUUAUGUCAUUUGUGACUCACCGCCUUCGGAGUUAACGGCUCUCUGGUGCAUCAGGAGUCGUGCACUUCGCCCAUUUGUGAGUCGGGCUCGUGGCUUCGCAUCUGUUGCUGAUCACACGCGGCCGUAUGAUGUCGUUGUGAUUGGAGGCGGCCAUGCUGGAUCAGAGGCAUGCGCGGCCGCUGCUCGCUCUGGAGCGCGCACUGCACUGGUGACCCCCUCACGGGACAACAUUGGUGUCUGCUCGUGCAAUCCCAGCUUCGGUGGUAUUGGAAAGGGCACAAUGAUUCGCGAGGUGGAUGCGAUGGAUGGUGUUGCUGGUCGUAUCAUCGAUAAGGCUGGAGUCAGUUUUCGAAUGUUGAACCGUUCUAAAGGUGCUGCCGUUUGGGGACCGCGUGCGCAGAUCGAUCGCGAUCUAUACAAGCGUCAUAUGUCUGAGGAACUAAGUGGCACAGAAAACCUGAGCAUUGUGGAAGGGAAAGUGGCGGAUAUCGUUCUCUCCAAGGAAGGAAUUGAGAGCAUACCUGGUGCGCAGGGCAAAAUCGUUGGUGUGCGGCUGGAGUCUGGAGAGGUUAUUCCUACAGGCCGGGUGGUCAUCACGACGGGCACAUUUCUGGGUGGUGAGAUUCACAUCGGACUGGAUGUAUUUCCUUCAGGUCGCAUGGGCGAGGCCCCCACAUACGGUCUGAGCAAGUCUCUCCGUGAUGCAGGAUUCCAACUUGGACGCUUGAAGACCGGCACACCACCUCGGCUGGACAAGAAAACGAUUGAUUUCUCUGCUUUGGAAGUCCAGAAGGGUGAUUCACCACCCAGUCCAUUCUCCUAUCUCAAUGAAAAAGUGGAAGUGAGCGAUGAAGGUCAACUCGACUGCUGGAUGACCAGCACCAAUGAGGCUGCUCAUGAUAUUAUCCGCGCCAAUUUGGACAAGUCCAUUCACAUCCGGGAAACUGUACGCGGUCCGCGAUACUGUCCCUCCUUGGAGUCCAAGGUCAUCCGAUUCAAAGACAAGACCCAGCACAAAAUCUGGCUUGAGCCAGAAGGCUUCGCCCCGAACGAUGUGAUUUACCCGAACGGCAUCUCAAUGACCGUCCCUGCUGAUGCACAGUAUGCCAUGCUGAAAGUUAUUCCCGGUCUGGAGAAUGUGAACAUGCUACAGCCUGGCUACGGCGUGGAAUAUGACUACAUUGACCCUCGCAAUCUUCGCCCCACCCUCGAAACAAAAUUGAUUAGCGGUCUUUAUCUCGCAGGCCAGAUCAACGGCACAACUGGUUACGAAGAAGCAGCUGGACAAGGCAUUAUCGCAGGAACGAACGCCGGUCUCGAGUCACAGAACAGAGCACCUCUCACACUCACUCGCUCCGAUGGCUUCAUCGGUAUCAUGAUCGACGACCUCAUCACCAAGGGCGUAUCAGAACCAUACCGCAUGUUCACAACUCGAAGCGAGUACCGUCUCUCCACACGUUCCGACAACGCAGACCUCCGUCUGACACGCAUGGCCCACGAGGCAGGCGUUGUCACCGACAAGCGUUGGCGCGCAUUCACCGACACCGAGGCCCAGAUUCAAGAAUUACAGAAGCUUCUAGCCAACACCAGGCUUCCAUCAGCGGCUUGGUCUCGUCAAGGCUUCAGGGCCGGGCCUGACUCCGCUCUCCGCACCGGCCUGGAUCUCCUUUGCCUGGAAGGCACCGACAUCAACGACGUGAUUAACGCGAUCCAGUCCGCGCCGGGCACAGCGUUCACCCCCAACUCCUUUGCACCCGAGAUUCGCACUCGUGUAGCCAUUGAGGGUCGCUACGCACCAUACCUGAUACGCCAGCAGAAGAUGGCAGUCCGAUUGCAGCAGGAUGAGAGCCUUGUCUUGCAUCCGGACCUGGACUAUAGCAAGAUAUCUGGUAUCAGCACCGAAGAGAUGCACGCUCUCGAGCGGGUGCGGCCAGUGAACCUUGGUAUGGCAAAGCGCAUCGAAGGUGUGACUCCCGAGGGUGCUUUGCGCUUGCUGAUGUACAUCCGGAAAGGCAAGGACUACCGCGGGCACUCGAAGGAGAUUGACGGUGAGAACUCAGUCGCCGAUGUGCUCCGCGCCUCGCCUUGA